CUCUUCUCCUCUUCCUCUCGGCCCGGUUUGGUGUGUCUUUCCUUCCGGCUUGUCAGAGAAAGUUGAGGGAGGUUCAGCGGUAACUGGACUUUUUCAUAAUGGACAGCCAGGGAAGGAAAGUAAUGGUCUGCGACAACGGAACCGGGUUUGUCAAGUGUGGCUAUGCCGGCUCCAACUUCCCAGAACACAUCUUCCCUGCGCUUGUUGGGAGACCCAUCAUUCGCUCCACGGCCAAAGUGGGCAACAUUGAGAUCAAGAAUGUCCAGAAGAUGGACUUGAUGGUGGGAGAUGAAGCCAGCGAGCUGCGCUCCAUGCUGGAGGUGAACUACCCCAUGGAGAACGGCAUCGUCAGGAACUGGGAUGACAUGAAGCACCUGUGGGACUACACCUUUGGGCCAGAGAAGCUCAACAUCAGCUCCCGCAACUGCAAGAUCCUGCUGACGGAGCCCCCCAUGAACCCCACCAAGAACCGGGAGAAAAUCAUUGAGGUGAUGUUUGAGACGUACCAGUUUGCAGGAGUCUACAUCGCUAUCCAGGCGGUGCUCACUCUGUACGCUCAAGGUCUUCUCACCGGUGUGGUUGUGGACUCGGGUGAUGGCGUGACGCACAUCUGUCCCGUGUACGAGGGCUUCAGCCUGCCGCAUCUCACCAGGCGCCUGGACAUCGCCGGCAGGGACAUCACCCGCUACCUCAUUAAGCUUCUGCUGUUGAGGGGCUACGCCUUCAACCACUCGGCAGACUUUGAGACGGUGCGCAUGAUGAAGGAGAAGCUGUGCUACGUGGGCUACAACAUCGAGCAGGAGCAGAAGCUGGCGCUGGAGACCACCGUACUCGUGGAGUCGUACACGCUGCCAGAUGGCCGCGUGAUCAAGGUGGGCGGCGAGCGUUUCGAAGCCCCCGAGGCGCUCUUCCAGCCCCACCUCAUCAACGUGGAGGGGGUGGGAGUGGCUGAGCUGCUCUUUAACACCAUCCAGGCCGCGGACAUCGACACCAGGGCCGAGUUCUACAAACACAUCGUGCUGUCUGGGGGGUCCACCAUGUACCCGGGCCUGCCCUCCCGACUGGAGCGGGAACUCAAGCAGCUGUACCUGGAGCGGGUGCUGAAGGGAGACGUGGACAAGCUCUCGAAAUUCAAGAUCCGGAUCGAGGACCCCCCCAGGCGGAAGCACAUGGUGUUCCUGGGUGGAGCUGUGCUCGCCGACAUCAUGAAAGACAAGGAUAACUUCUGGCUGACCCGGGAGGAGUACCAGGAGAAGGGAGUGCGUGUGCUGGAAAAACUUGGUGUCACCGUCAGAUAAAGCACUGGACAGACACGAUAACACACACACCUUCACCGCACACACACACAUAUCCCAAAGCAUAUAUCCAUUUGUCCCUCUUCUGUUUUGGCUCGAGAUUUUCUAAACAUCACAGGGAUCCAACAUCCUCCUCCUCUUCGCUUCCUCCUCUCUGCUUCGGGAUCUCCUUCUAAGCCCACAGUCAUUUCAUCUUUGCAGAUGGCAAAACCCAAACUCCGGCUGGCUGGUUUGGGGACGUUUGCCCGAGAAUUGCUUCGUUUUUUUUUUAGACAAACUUCAGAGGGGAACCAAGUCCUUGCAAAAUUCCAAACUCCUCACGGCCGCUGACUGCUGCAUCGUUUCCAAGGCGAUUGCACCUCACGUCUGUUUUUAUAUAUUUUGAUAUCGCAGCGCUGUUUUCUGGGAGUGGGAUGACUUUCUUUUGCUUCUUCUUUCCUUUGGAAAGCUGUUGCCGUGCACAGCUAAAAAAAAGAAAAAAACGGAAAAAAAACGAUUGAGAUCACUUUGUUUCAAUGAGAAUUGAAAGUGGGAAGCCCCUGGGCUCGGCAUCGGGCCUGUGACGGUACUGGGGAGGGGGGUAUUAAAACGGUGGUGGGACGUAAGCGGGAGUCAGUAUUUGCUCAGGCGGCCUCUGGAUGUAAAGCAGUUGAAGCAAUAUUUGUGCAGCGUUCUCUCUGAUCUGCAGAGGCAGUUUCGAUCCGGAAAACUCUGAAACUGUAUCUUUAAAAGGGUAAAAUGUUGUUGAGACCAUAUUUAAGUUCUCCAGAGCGACUCCCCGCGGUUAGCUUGAUGAUUACUGGAGGCACUUCUAUUUUGAAUAAAUGUGUAUAUUUUUUUUUCUCUCUGCUUUCCAUGAACGUCUAUCCAGUGCCAAGUGCAGUUAAUGUUAACUGGAUCUAUCAUGUUUUAAUGUUUUUCUUCUGUCACGGUUUGUUUUUAUUUUCCUGUGUUGUUCAUAGCAUAACUGCCUAACGCUGAUUUAAAUAAAGAAAAGUGAUUUAUAAGGUU
Molecule: messenger RNA, 2306 nt
Organism: Oryzias latipes (Japanese medaka)
Lineage: Eukaryota; Metazoa; Chordata; Actinopteri; Beloniformes; Adrianichthyidae
Gene: actr2b
Product: actin related protein 2b
Source: RefSeq, a predicted model, not a curated record